ACCUGCCAGCCAUGUUGGCCAUAUUCGGCUGAGAACUGAAACCGUGCUGGUGUUCUCCGACCGCUGUCACUCUACGUCCAACGUCAAAGGAGGUUUGACAUACACAUAAAGAGCACUGUGGCUGGAAAAAGAUUAAAGAACUCCCUGAAAGUCUUCUCGUGUUUCUUGUGAAUUAGUUUGUUCUCAUUGUGCAAUCCUAUCUGUUGGCCGCCAUAGUGGGAGAAGUUGACGACUGGUCCGAGUUCGUUUGUACGUUCAAGCUCGACCGUCGAAAACAGUAUCGAAAAUGUCGGGCAAUCAGGGAAUGGAAUCCCUUAUUCCGCUCGUGAAUAAACUGCAAGAUGCCUUCACAUCAUUGGGGGUUCAGAUGUCCCUUGAUUUACCUCAAAUUGCUGUUGUGGGUGGUCAAAGUGCAGGAAAAAGCUCUGUGUUGGAGAAUUUUGUUGGCAGAGAUUUCUUACCUCGAGGUUCUGGCAUAGUCACUCGUCGUCCCCUUAUUUUGCAGCUGAUCAACUCUCCCCAAGAGUAUGGAGAAUUUCUGCACUGCAAAGGGAGGAUAUUCUCUGAUUUCGAUGAAAUUCGAAAAGAGAUUGAAGCAGACACUGACCGAUUAACUGGUACCAAUAAAGGAAUUUCCAACUUGCCCAUCAAUUUGAGAGUGUACUCACCUCAUGUUCUUAAUUUGACCCUGAUUGAUUUGCCUGGCUUAACGAAAAUUGCUGUCGGUGACCAACCACCUGAUAUUGAAAUGCAGAUCCGUAGCAUGAUUCUGACCUUUAUCAGUAAAUCUAGUUGUCUCGUUUUGGCCGUUACCCCUGCCAACAUUGAUUUGGCCAAUUCGGAUGCUUUGAAAUUGGCAAAGGAAGUCGAUCCUGCAGGUUUACGAACCAUUGGUGUAAUCACCAAGUUGGAUUUGAUGGACGAAGGAACGGAUGCUCGUGACAUCUUGGAGAACAAGCUGCUGCCUUUACGGCGCGGUUAUGUCGGUGUAGUCAACCGCAGCCAAAAGGAUAUCGAUGGACGCAAAGACAUCAAAGUGGCUGUGGCGGCUGAACGCAAAUUCUUCCUUGGCCAUCCAUCUUAUCGCCAUAUGGCCGAGAGAAUGGGAACCCCCUACCUGCAACGCGUUCUCAAUCAGCAACUCACCAACCAUAUUCGUGAAACUUUGCCGGGAUUAAGAGAUCGUCUCCAGAAACAAUUGCUGAGCAUGGAGAAGGAAGUGGAGCAGUUCAAAAAUUUUCGGCCAGAUGAUCCCAGCAUCAAAACCAAAGCUAUGCUUCAGAUGAUCCAGCGGCUACAGUCGGAUUUCGAGCGAGCUAUCGAAGGUUCCGGUACGGCUAACAUUAACACGGAGGAAUUAUCUGGUGGUGCCAAGAUCAGCCGCUUGUUCCACGAGCGUUUCCCCUAUGAAAUUGUCAUGAUGAAGUAUGACGAGAAGAAAUUGCGUCGUGAAAUCGCGUUGGCCAUUCGCAACAUUCACGGUAUUCGCGUUGGCCUCUUCACGCCCGACCUCGCCUUUGAGUCCAUCGUUAAGAAGCAGAUUUCCCUACUCAAAGAACCUUCCCUCAAGUGUAUCGAUUUGGUCGUCACCGAGCUGACGAACGUCGUCCGCUUCUGCACCGCAGAGAUGAACCGUUAUCCUCGACUGCGUGAGGAAGCCGAGCGUAUCAUCACCACACAAAUUCGCGAAUGCGAGCAACGAUGCAAGGACCAGAUCAGCUUCCUCAACGAUUGCGAGCUGGCCUACAUGAACACCAACCACGAGGACUUUAUUGGAUUCGCCAAAGCGGAGAACAACUCCAUGACACGCGCCCAGCAGUCUUCUGAGAAUGCCAGCAAUACCGGACGAAAGCUGGGCAAUCAAGUCAUCCGCAAAGGCUACAUGUCCAUCUCCAAUUUGGGGAUCAUGAAAGGCGGCUCACGGGAUUACUGGUUCGUUUUGAGCUCGGAGACCCUGUCGUGGUACAAGGACGACGAGGAAAAAGAUAAAAAGUACAUGCUGAACUUGGAUGGUUUGAAGCUGCGUGAUAUUGAGCAAGGAUUCAUGUCUCGUCGUCAUGCCAUCGGUCUGUUCAAUAAAGACGGUCGUAACGUGUACAAGGAUUACAAACAGCUAGAAGUGAGUUGCGAGACCCAAGACGAUGUCGAAACCUGGAAGGCGUCGUUCUUGCGUGCAGGUGUCUACCCUGAAAAACUAUCUGAUACCACCAACGGUGAAGAAACUGGAGAUCGUGAGAAUUCCGUAUCGAUGGACCCCCAACUCGAGCGACAGGUUGAAACUAUUCGCAAUUUGGUUGAUUCGUAUAUGAAAAUCGCCACCAAGACGACGAGAGAUUUGGUGCCUAAGACGAUCAUGCACUUGAUGAUCAACCACACCAAGAAUUUCAUUAUGACUGAGUUGCUGGCCAACCUUUACGCUACGGGUGACACGAAUAAUAUGAUGGAAGAGAGCGCAGAAGAGGCCGUUAAACGGGAGGAGAUGCUUCGAAUUUACCAUGCCUGUAAAGAGGCCCUGAAGAUUAUCGGUGACGUGUCGAUGGCCACCGUUUCGACGCCCGUUCCACCACCCGUGAGGGGUGGCAACGACGACUACUUUAGGUCUGGACCUGAUAAUUCCAGUAUUGGCCAGCGAGUAUCGCCUCCGUCUCCAGGCGGUCCUAAUCGUCGCCCAAUGAGCGGUGUUGCUUCGGCUCCUGCUCCUGGACCGACUUCUUCAGUCAGCCGAGCUCCACCAGCUCCUCCUGCAGCUGGUCGUCCUGCACCGGCCGUGCCCAAUCGACCAGGAGAUGCGACAGGCAGAGCCCCACCGGCCCCACCUUCACGCCCCGGAGCAGGAACUGGCCUCCCUCCGCCACUAGUGCCAACCCGGCGCACGUAGAAAGCGAACAAAAAAGAAACGAGAGUGAACAAAAAAGAUUCUCCCCUUCCCCCCGUAUUUCAUGUAUCUCCUCCCUCACACGCUAGAAAGAUCCUUCUUCAUCAUCCAGUCACACACACACACACAUGCGCGUGCACGCUCUGAAACCAGAGCAGAAAGAAAGAAAGAGAAAAGUGGACAACGUAGAUCAAAAUUUGGUUUAACUCUUGUAAUUGAAAUUUAUUGGCCAUGUCCCUCUUUCUUUCUUUUGUUUCGUUGAAUUCCGCCGGAUGAUUUAGCUUCCCCUACUAAACAAGAAAAAACAAAACAAAAACUUAUGUUUAUACAUUCGAUCUAUGUACGUCCUCUGUUUUGUUUUCCCUUUUCGUCGAAGCAUUUGAAAUUUGUUUGUUUUUGUUUCAUAAAAAAAAAAUUUAUUAUCCACGAAUCCAAUACUUGUGCGUUUGUGUGUGUGUAAAAAAAAUGUGAAACCAAAACAAAAAAAAAAAAAAUCCUGAAACACAACCAACAACCCAUAAAAAAAAACAGGCGAGGAGUAGGAGGAGGAUCCCAGCAGCCCGGCAUCGUCAUACCGCAGCGCGUCCAGCAAGCCGUAGUCAACGCCGCCGUGAAUGAAAUGGUCGGCGCCGUUGGAAAGCAGUUUAAAUUUAACUAAAUAAUUUAAAAAGAAUCUCUUUCACACACAAAAACGAAUCUUUCUUGUUAUUACCUCACCUCCCUACCUACCACAAACUACUGAAACAUUCCGUUAUUAUUUCAUCUCUUCUUCCGGAAAUCUGAGAAUUUUGUUGUGUCAAUUCUAAAUUCCGGUUUGAAACGGAAAACAAAAAUGAAGGAGAAAGAUGUUUCAGUUUCAUCGCUGCCUCCCCCACACACGUUUGCUCUUGUGUUUUCUACCUGUCUUUAUAGAAAAGAAAAUGUUCACCACAUAACUGUAGUCGAAUAGCACUACGUCGUUGUGUCGUUAUUGUUGUUCACCAAUCGCGUCGCUUUCUAUCCAGUGGCCUGUUAGGAAAAUCAUUGGGACAAAACGCGGACUUUUACCCCGAGCCCUUAAAAAAAUAAGAGAAUCUUUUUAGCUACAGGCCAUGUUUAUCCCUCCUUGUUAAAGAAGAAAAACACAAAACCUUUACCUUCUUUCGAAAAAAAAAAAACCCUAAUAAUAAUUUGAUGUGGUUUAAGCUAAAUUGAUUAGUUUUUGCUUGGGAUACGAUUCCGUUGAAGAAGAAAAAAGUUGUUUGUUACUUAGAUCAUCUUUCCCUCUUUCCUUGGCUCUUGGUUUCUUUUUAAAGCACUUGCCAGUUUGUUUAUUGCGUCAUUUUCCUUAAUGAUAUACAUACAAGAAAAUUAUGUCCAUUUAUCCACAUUGAUGUUUGUCUUUGGAAAUGUUUUUUUUUUUUUUCCUUGUGCCGACACGCUACACUAAAAACUGUUCGUAGUCCAGUUGAAUAGUACACGGAAGUGUGUGUUACAGUAUCAGAUUGAUGUUCAGUACUGGAAAGUUUUAAAACAAAAAGGGCUAGCUAAUAGAACAGAGUUACGACGCCUACCCCAAUCAUCACCGCCACUACACCCAUUCCUGUUCCCCCGAAAACUUUUGUACAGUAGUGUUAGUCUUUUUAUUAUUUUUAUUAUUUUAAAAUCGGAUGAAUUGAUUCUCUUCAUUUUUACAGAAGGAAAACGAAAAAUUGAAAGCAAUUCCGACUUUGGUUUCCUUGUUUCCAGAAUCUCUUUUUCUGUUCUUUUUUUUUCUCUAUACAUAUUAUAGGAGGGGGGGGGGGAUUGUGUAAGUGUUGUGUGCGCGUGUUUUUGAGAUGCUUGCCCACCCACAAAAACAAACAAGAACAAACAUUGUGUUUUCCUCCCAAUUUACCAUCAUCGUUUCCAUUUAACCUGAAUCUCUCCCCGAGCUAAACUCUUGAAUCCAUUUACAGAAUACAAUUUGUUGAAAGUUCA
Molecule: messenger RNA, 4834 nt
Organism: Daphnia magna
Lineage: Eukaryota; Metazoa; Arthropoda; Branchiopoda; Diplostraca; Daphniidae
Gene: shi
Product: dynamin
Exons: 16
Coding region: 287-2878 (863 amino acids)
Biological process (GO): receptor-mediated endocytosis
Cellular component (GO): cytoplasm; synapse; microtubule
Molecular function (GO): microtubule binding; GTPase activity; GTP binding
Source: RefSeq, a predicted model, not a curated record